Sarcophilus harrisii (Tasmanian devil) is the source of this 1309-nucleotide messenger RNA. It is a transcript of the gene TICAM2, whose product is annotated as toll like receptor adaptor molecule 2. The coding region runs from base 59 to 724 and encodes 221 amino acids. The record is from RefSeq and is a predicted model, not a curated record. Gene Ontology annotation, molecular function: protein kinase binding. The transcript has a single exon. Gene Ontology annotation, biological process: TRIF-dependent toll-like receptor signaling pathway; positive regulation of cytokine production involved in inflammatory response; positive regulation of myeloid dendritic cell cytokine production. Lineage: Eukaryota; Metazoa; Chordata; Mammalia; Dasyuromorphia; Dasyuridae.
CAGAUCAGAAAGAAAUGUUGAGAUUAAAUAAAGUUCUCUUUUGACUUGAAUAUUUAUCAUGGGCAUCCAGAAUUCUAAAAUCGAUUGCACCCCUCUUUCUUCUUUUCCAAGGAAGAAGAGCAUGGAUACUAAGCAAGAAGCCAAACACUUUAAAGAUAUUAGAGAGAGCCAUACUGACAAGAACUUGAACAAAUUAAAGGAAGACAAAGAAGAGGGGGCAGCAGAAGAUCUAUCUACAGAAGACUUAGAAGAAGAGGUAUUCUUUAAGUUUGUGAUUCUACAUGCUGAAGAUGACACCCAUGAAGCCCUCAGGGUCCAACAGAUGCUACAAAAUCAAUUUGGCAUUAAACCCGGAAUAAUCUUUGCUGAAAUGCCAUGUGGCAGACAGUAUCUACAGAAUUUAGAUGACGCUGUAAAUGGGUCUGCAUGGAGCAUUUUUUUAUUGACUGAAAAUUUUUUAAGGGAUACUUGGUGCAAUUUCCAGUUCAAUACAUCCUUGAUGAACUCCAUUAAUAGACAACAUAAAUACAAUUCUGUCAUACCAAUGAGGCCACUGAAUAAUCCUCUCCCCAGGGAUAGGACACCAUUUGCCUUACAGACUAUCAAUGCUCUGGAAGAAAAAAGUUGUGGAUUUUAUAAACAAGUAGAAAACAUUUUCCAGGAUUCUGUGUAUGAGAAACAAAAAGCCAUAUGGAAAGAUUCAAAAAAUAUGGUAGAUGCUUAAAAAAAGGAAGAAGAGUAGAACAUUUUAGUGAAUGAAACAAAACAAAAUUACAUGAUUGGAGGCAGAGAAGAUAAAAUGAUCUUGUUGUUUUAUAACAACUUCCAGGGAAGUUAAAAUAAAAUUUCUGAGAAAUUAGAAAGAAUAAUACUUUUUCUGGGAAAAGUCAUUGGCACUGAAAACCUUUGAAAUUGUCAUGCUUCUCUAAACAAGCGCUAACCAUUUUGAUUAUUCUGUUCCUGGAAAGGUUAUUUUUCCCCACAAUUUGAGUAUGUGACAAAAGAUGUGCUUUUAAUUCAUUUUUGGCAUUUCCUUGAUUAAUCCUUUUCUUUGAAGGGUAUUUUCCUUUGAUUCAAUGUAGUAUAAUAGAAAGUUUGCCAGGUUUACAGUCAGAAAACCUUAUUUCAAAUUCCAGACUGACAUUUAAUGUUUGAUAAUUUCUCUGCCUUAAUUUCCUCAUUUGUAAAAUGAGGGAGUUGAAUUGGUUGGCUUCCAAGGUUUUUUCCAGCUCUUUAUCUCUGAUCCUAUGGAUAUUAUAUAAUUUCUUAAAAUUGUAUUCUAUGUUUUUAAAAAAAAAAAUAAAAUACG